Messenger RNA from Lasiosphaeria miniovina, 1356 nucleotides. RefSeq names its product major facilitator superfamily domain-containing protein. The record is from RefSeq and is a predicted model, not a curated record. The annotation marks the transcript as partial. Gene Ontology annotation, biological process: transmembrane transport. Lineage: Eukaryota; Fungi; Ascomycota; Sordariomycetes; Sordariales; Lasiosphaeriaceae. The transcript is spliced from 4 exons. Gene Ontology annotation, molecular function: transmembrane transporter activity. Gene Ontology annotation, cellular component: plasma membrane.
CCGCCCAGCAUCUACACGCGGUCCGGCAAAUGGACGCUCGUCGGCAUGGUAGCCGUAGCAGGCUUGUUCAGCCCGCUGCCGGCCAACAUCUACUUCCCGGCCAUGCCGGCGCUGGCGGCCGUGUUCGGGCGGUCGGCCGAGGACAUCAACCUCAGCGUGACCGUGUACCUGGCGCUGCAGGGCGCGUCGCCGAUGCUGUGGGGCCCGCUGUCGGACCGCCACGGCCGGCGCCCGCUGCUGGCCGCGUGCCUGUUGAUUCUUGCCGGGUCGAGCCUCGGGCUCGCCCUGUGCCCGGCGUCCGCCUUCUGGUUGCUCCUACUUCUGCGCGCGCUGCAGGCCGCCGGCUGCGCUAGCACCAUCUCGCUCGGCGCCGGUGUUAUUGCCGACAUCGCGGCCCCAUCCGAGCGCGGCUCCUUCUUCGGGACCUUCAACCUCGGCCCCAUGCUCGCGCCGUGCAUCGGCCCGGCGCUGGGCGGCGUGCUGUCGGAGCGCCUCGGCUGGCGCAGCAUCUUCUGGUUCUUGACCGUCUCGGCGGCUGCUUGUCUCGCCGCCGUGCUGCUGUUCCUGCCAGAGACGCUGGCUGCCGCGGUGGCCAGGUACGGUAUCGGCAGCGGCACUCCCGCCUGCCAGCCCACGUUCCCGCGCGUGUCUGAGAAGACUAGGGCCCCUGGGCCGCCGCAGCCAAGCCGCCGCAGCAGCACGAACCCGUUCCGGCUGUUGCUGUUCCCGGACAUUGCGCUGACGCUGGGGUUCACGGGCACCGUGUACGCCGUCAACUACACCGUCAUGUCGACCAUGUCGUCGGCGUUCACCGCCACGUACCCGUUCCUCUCCGAGACGCUGGUGGGUAUUUGUUAUCUGUCGACGGGCGUCGGCAUGGUGCUCGGCUCGGCCGUGACGGGCAAGCUGCUGGACCGCGACUACGCCCGGCUCGUCACCGAGAGAGAGAGUAGUGGUGCGGCGGUCCCCGUCGAGCACGCCCGCCUGCGCAUGAGCCCCGCCCUGCUGCUCGUGUUUAUUGCUGCCGUCAUCGCCUGGGGCUGGUGCAUUCACGCGCGCGUGUCUAUUGCGGCGCCGUUGGUCGUGCAGGUGAUCCUCGGCUACACGUCCAUCGCGGUGCUCAACUCAACCAUGACGCUCAUGAUCGACAUUGUGCGCGACCAGAGCUCUGGCGUCAUCGCCUGCACCAACCUCGUCCGCUGCUCCCUAGCGGCACUCCUUGUGUCGCUCAUCGACCGGGCCACGCAGCGCCUCGGCCACGGCCGGACCUACACGCUGCUCGGCGGGCUGUGCUGCCUGCUGCUGCCGUGCAUCUACGUCGAGAUCCGCCGCGGGCCCGUCUGGCGCGCCGCACGC